Messenger RNA from Ilex paraguariensis (yerba mate), 1075 nucleotides. The record is from the annotation of a GenBank genome assembly. Lineage: Eukaryota; Viridiplantae; Streptophyta; Magnoliopsida; Aquifoliales; Aquifoliaceae.
CUGGGAUUUUUCUGCUGUUGAAUGGGAGUUAAUUUUCCGGGAAAAUCGUUGUCAUGGGAAAGUCGUUCAAGGAUUCUCUUAAAGCUCUCGAAGCUGAUAUUCAGCUUGCCAAUACUAUGGCUUUGGGUUAUCCCAGGGAGUAUGAUGGAGCAUGUCUUCAGAUGAGACUGUCCUACAGUCCCCUUGCACACAUAUUUCUUUUUCUUGUUCAGUGGGCUGAUUGUCAGCUUGCUGGUACUUUUGGGUUCCUUCGGAUUCUUAUUUAUCAGACAUACACCGAUGGUAAAACCACGAUGUCUGUAUAUGAAAGGAAAGCAAGCAUUAGAGACUUUUAUGCUAUAAUAUUUCCCUCUUUGCUGCAACUUCAAACCGGGAUUACUGAUUUGGAAGAUAGGAAGCAGAAAGAGACAUGCUUGCACAGGUACACAAGAAAAGAUGAUGUGGACAAGGGAAAACUUUCUAUAACUGAUUGGGAGACAGAAAAUGAAUGCGGAAUUUGCAUGGAAAUGAAUACAAAGGUUGUGUUGCCUAAUUGCAGCCAUUCAUUGUGCUUGAAGUGUUUUCGCAACUGGCGUGAGCGCUCACAGUCGUGUCCCUUUUGUCGGGAUAGCCUCAGACGUGUAAACUCAGGUGAUCUUUGGAUUUGCACUGACAACGAUGAAAUAGUUGAUUUAUCCAUUGUUUUAAGGGAAAACUUGCAGAGGCUAUUCAUGUACAUAGAAAAGCUGCCUCUUAUUGUUCCGGAUCCUGUUUAUAUUCCCUAUGAUUUUCAUGCGAGACGAGGAUGAAUGUUGAUACUCUUGAGAAAUCUGCUUGUAUAUAACUGGAGUCGAGGAUAACUGUCAGGACCGAGACAAAUCUACAUGUACAUAAUUUUAAUGCAAAUUUCAUCAUGUGUAUAACUGAAAUAACCAGCUCACAGGCUGUAUGAAAUUCAUCGAUAAGUCCCAAUGCUGAAAGCAAUUGACCAUAACGUUUGGCCAGAAAAGAAUCUUCACUGAAAUUUGAUGCUUCUACAUAAACAGACUGUGAAGGGGGGUGAGUGUGUGUUGGGGGGGGAGAGAGAGAGAGAGAG